This is a messenger RNA of Myotis lucifugus (little brown bat), 736 nucleotides long. Its product is annotated as protein S100-A7-like. NCBI's taxonomy places the organism in Eukaryota, Metazoa, Chordata, Mammalia, Chiroptera, Vespertilionidae. Gene Ontology annotation, molecular function: calcium ion binding; transition metal ion binding. The transcript is spliced from 3 exons. The record is from RefSeq and is a predicted model, not a curated record. Bases 364 to 687 code for a protein of 107 amino acids.
CCCAUCCUCUUUAAGUUCAGAAACCCAGUUUUCUCUACCUCAACUCCUGUGUUCUUAAGGCACAUCCCAUUGUCUUCCCCUCCCCAGCCCUAGGUUUCCUUACCCAGAGAAUAAUGCUCUAGAAUAGUGCAAUCCCUUGGGAGUUGCCUAAGAUUUUAUUGGAAGAUAAUAAACACACUCUCCUGGGUGUGGGCCACCCACCUGAGUGAGGCAAUGGUCCAUUAAGCAGAGAGAGAACAUGGCCCAAAUGCCUGGGAGGAGCCAGACUGAGCCUUAUAAAGGGACCAGUCUUUGCCCAGAUGCACAGCACACUCACCUUCUCCUCAGUGACACCUCGUCAGCUCCGCUUCCUUGAAAUCCAAGAUGGGCCAUACUCAAGCUGAAGUGGCUAUGAUGGACUUGGUUGACCAGUUUCACAGAUACACCAAACCCGAUGACAAGAUUAACAAGAAGGGCCUGCUGAGGAUGCUGAGGGAGAAUUACCCUCACUUCAUCAAUGCUUGUGAAAAAAGGGGCGUAGAUUUCUUGGGGGAUAUCUUUGAGAACAAGGACAAGAACAUGGAUAAGAAGAUCUCGUUUAUUGAGUUUCUAUCGGUGUUGGGAGUCCUAGCUGUGGACUACCACGAUAAUAGCCACGGAGCCCCACUCUGUUCUGGUGGGGAGGACAAUGAGCCCAGCCCAGCCUGAGGCCUCCAGAAACCACAAGAAACAAUAAAGUGUGUCUUUUGCCCAGAUA